Messenger RNA from Dioscorea cayenensis subsp. rotundata (Guinea yam), 1788 nucleotides. RefSeq names its product zinc finger BED domain-containing protein RICESLEEPER 2-like. Gene Ontology annotation, molecular function: protein dimerization activity; DNA binding. Lineage: Eukaryota; Viridiplantae; Streptophyta; Magnoliopsida; Dioscoreales; Dioscoreaceae. The transcript has 2 exons. Bases 1 to 1788 code for a protein of 595 amino acids. The record is from RefSeq and is a predicted model, not a curated record.
AUGAAUAAUCAGCAAACAAUUAGCUUCCAAGCAUUAGACAAGGGUUGUGAUAACACAAUCAUGUCAUCGGCAAUUAUGGAUGGAAAAUUGGACAUGAUGAAAAUGAGAGAAUCUGUUGCACAUUGGAUUCUUAUGCAUGAGCAUCCAUUUUCUGUCGUGGAGGAUGAAGGUUUUAACAUGAUGCAACAAAGGGGAAUGCCACAAUGGGAGAAGUUUUCUCGUGUCACAAGCAAGAAAGAUUGCAUGUUGGUGUAUGAGAAUGAGAAGAAGAAAUUAUUUUCAUUGUUGAAGAAUGUUAAUAAGAUCAGUUUAACAAUAGAUAUGUGGUUGUCAUCACCUCAAAAAAUGGAGUACAUGGUUCUGACUGGACACUUUAUUGACAAUAAUUUGAAGUUACAAAAGCGUGUUUUAAAUUUUGUCCAUCUUCCUCCUCCUCUCCGUGGUAUUGAUAUUGCUGAUAGUGUUUACAAAUGUUGCAAGGAAUGGGGAAUUGAGAACAAGGUCUGUACUAUAUCAGUUGACAAUGCUACUAAGAAUGAUGUUGCAAUUAGAAAUUUGAAAGAUACAUUUUCAAGACACAAGAAGUUGCUUUGUGGGGGAAAAAUAUUUCAUGUUCGUUGCACAGCUCACAUCUUGAAUAUUAUGGUUCAGUAUGGCCUUGAAAAAAUUGAGAGGAUCAUCAAAGACAUCCGUGAUAGUGUGGUCCACAUCAAACAUUCUGAGAAAAGGUUAAUCAUGUUUGCAGAGAUUGCACAACAAUUGCAAUUGCAUCAUAAAAAACUUGUGAUUGAUUGCAAAACAAGAUGGAAUUCGCCCUAUGAUAUGUUAUUUACAGCACUACAAUUUAAAGAAGUAUUUCCAAGAUACAAGGAUCGUGAUUCCACAUAUGAAUGUUGUCCAAGCAAUGAGGAUUGGGAAAAGGCAUCAAAAGUUUGUGAAAUUCUUGAAGUUUUUAGUUCGAUUACCAAUAUUAUUUCUGGAAGUGAGUAUCCCACCUCAAACUUGUUUUUGAAUGAAGUUUAUCGUGUGAAAGUGUUGUUGGAUAGAAAAUAUCAAGAAAGCAUUGAUAAAGAUUACUUCAUUUUUGACAUGGUUGCAAACAUGAAAAUUAAGUUUGACAAAUAUUGGGGUGAAUGUAAUUUGUUGAUGGCGAUUGGUGCUAUAUUAGAUCCAAGAUGCAAAAUGAGAGUUAUUGAAUUUUGCUUUCCUAAAAUGUAUACUCCACAUGAAGCACAUGCUUACAUUCUUGAUGUGAAGAAUUGCUUGUAUGAGCUCUAUAGUGAGUAUGUUGCUGAAUUUCAAUCCAAUGAUUGUGAAAAUAGUGCUGAAAAUUUAACAAUUAUUGGGCCUAGUUGUGCAACUACUAUCAGUGGCCAAAAUUCUUCCUCGGGAUGGUCUGAAUUUUCAGAGUUUGUGAAAACUGUUGAAACUAUUUCCUCACAAAAAUCAGAUUUAGAUAUUUAUCUUGAAGAAGGGUGUUAUAUCUAUGAAGGAGGUUCAAGUAAAUUUGAUGCUUUGGAGUGGUGGAAAGCAAAUACUUUGAAAUAUCGUAUUUUGUCUAAGAUGGCCAAGGAUGUUCUUGCAAUACCCAUCACGACUGUAGCUUCCGAAGCCACACUUAGCGCUGGUGGAAGAAUUAUAGACUCAUAUCGUGCUUCAUUAGCUCCUGAAACUGUGCAAGCUUUAAUAUGUGGAGGUGAUUGGUUGCGUUGUCUUUUUGGCAUUAAGAAAAAGAGCAAGAAAGAGAGUAAAGCUGAAGAAGUUGUUCUUCCUAUCAAUGAGUGUUAA